AUGGGGAGGCUAGUCGGAUUCACCGACCAUAGCCUAUGGCCGCUAGGCACAAUUCACCUUCCCCUGACCUUAACUAGCCACGAUAGGCAGCAAAAGAAAACCCCCCCGGUUGACAUUGUGGUCAUUCGGCAUGCGGCGGAACACAAUAUCAUUCUGGGGAGUAUAGCCCUCUUAAAGCUAGGGGUGGUCCCAUCAACCAUUCAUGGAGUCAUGAAGUUCGACACUCCAACAGGCGUAGCUACAGUACUAGCCACUCCACCUAAAGAAUUGCAAUGCUUUACAAUCAUGAAACCAGUAAAGAUAACUAAAGAGGCCAAGAGGCUGAGACAUGACCCUGUAAAAGGAAAGGAGGUGAUCAACGAGAGACACCCUGACCAGCCAGUUAGUAUUGGAUGUGAUAUCUCGAAUCACAUAAGAAGAGCGUUGGUCGAUUUGCUCAAGCGGUAUAAGCACGUGUUUGCAUGGACCUCUACGGACAUGGUGGGGGUAGAAAGGGAAGUCAUUGAGCACAAACUUGUAAUUAAACCAGGAGCAAAGGAGGUUAAGCAGAAGAAAAGGGUCCAAGGUGGGGACCGUAAUAGGAAAAUCAACGCAGAGGUGGCCAAACUAGUGGAAGCAGGAAUAGUAAGGGAAGCAAUAUUCCCGACGUGGAUCGCCAACCCAGUUAUGGUCCGCAAGCAAGAUGGGUCAUGGAGAAUGUGCAUAGAAUUUUUCGACUUGAACAAAGCAUGCCCUAAAGACUGUUACCCCUCCCGGAAAUUGACCAUAAGGUAG
Lactuca sativa (garden lettuce) is the source of this 774-nucleotide messenger RNA. RefSeq lists its product as uncharacterized. Lineage: Eukaryota; Viridiplantae; Streptophyta; Magnoliopsida; Asterales; Asteraceae. The record is from RefSeq and is a predicted model, not a curated record.